Messenger RNA from Phlebotomus papatasi, 1153 nucleotides. It is a transcript of the gene Mthfs, whose product is annotated as 5-formyltetrahydrofolate cyclo-ligase. Gene Ontology annotation, biological process: tetrahydrofolate interconversion; folic acid-containing compound biosynthetic process. Gene Ontology annotation, molecular function: 5-formyltetrahydrofolate cyclo-ligase activity. Gene Ontology annotation, cellular component: mitochondrion. The record is from RefSeq and is a predicted model, not a curated record. The transcript is spliced from 5 exons. Lineage: Eukaryota; Metazoa; Arthropoda; Insecta; Diptera; Psychodidae. The coding region runs from base 241 to 831 and encodes 196 amino acids.
UGUAAGAUCGUCUUCUGUCAAAAAUACGACUUUGGUGCAGUAUUUUUGUCUCUCAAUAAGACGGUUUCUAUACAAUUUGAUUUAAAAAAGUUACUGAAAUCUCUAUAACAGUGUAUUGUACUGAAACCCUUUUGCCUCCGCGAUUCCUAAAUUCAACUCUGGAAUUGCUGUUCUGAUAAAAUAGUUGAGAACUCUCAAAAAAUAUCCCUUUCCGUCUCAUUCCAACAGUGUGCCAGCAACAUGAUCCGAAAUCCCGCUAAAGCCGCUCUGCGUCUUCGUAUUAAGGCCCGUCUCGAGGCUAUGACUCCUGAAGGCAGGGAUUCACAGUCUAAAGCAAUCACUGCAAAGGUUUUGGCUUUACCUGAAUUCAAAGCGGCUCAGAGGAUCAGCAUUUAUCUCUCAACGGAUGCAGAGGUCAACACCGUGGAGAUUCUCAAGGAAAUGUUCCAGCAAAAGAAGGAGGUCUAUGUGCCAACUUACCAUAAAAACGUGAUGGAGAUGGUAAAACUGAAGGACUUUGCUGACUAUGAGAGUCUUCCGAUGACCAGCUGGAAAAUCAAGCAGCCCAAGUGGUCAGAUAACCGCGAGUCUGCACUUGAUUCAGGUGGCUUGGAACUUAUUCUGAUGCCCGGAGUUGCCUUUACAGAAUCCUGUGGCCGCUGUGGCCAUGGCAUGGGGUACUAUGAUAAAUUCUUGGCACGACUUAUUGAAAAAUCUGGCCGGGACAACGUCAAAUUGAUCGCAGUUGCAUUCAAGGAACAACUGGUACCAGACGAUGAACUUCCCAUGGACGCAACAGACGUCCGUCUGGAUGCUGUGAUUACAGCGUGAUUCUCCCUUCAUUCAAAAGUGGAUUCUAGGGCUUCUUUAUUCAUCUAUCUUCUUCACAAUAAAAUCUAGACACACAUUAGGAAAGAUAGUUGGAUUAUUUUCAAAUGAUGCUCAAACUACAGCUAAUCCUGUGAUGAUACAUCCCAUCACGAGUUAAUAAUUAUGUUAGUAAUAAAAAAUAUAUAAGAAAAAAGUGGUAAUUUUUUGGAUAUUUUGAUUGGAAAGAAAGUUCUGAAACAAUUACAAUAAGUUUGAAUUUUUUUUAUGUUUUUUUUUUUUAACUUUUUUGCAUAUCUUAAUAAAAAAAAUGAACUACAAAAAA